Prorocentrum cordatum is the source of this 941-nucleotide messenger RNA. NCBI's taxonomy places the organism in Eukaryota, Dinophyceae, Prorocentrales, Prorocentraceae. The record is from the annotation of a GenBank genome assembly.
CGCGCCCGCCCGCGCUCGCCCGCCGCCGCGCACGGGCGCGCGCGCCGCGCGCCGCGCCGAGGGGCCAUGGGCCGGGCUGGCGGCGACGAGCCGCUGGAGGCCCCGAACAUGGGCGCCCUGUUCGGCGGCAUGGCGCCCGCGGAUCCGGAGGAGGCCAGCGGCAAAGGGCCGGCGGCGUUCCGCUCCGGCUGCGGCAGCGGCGCCCCCGCGGCGGAGAGGUCUCGGCUUUCACGGUGUGCCGCCUCGGAGCCAUCGAUUCAUUCUGCAUGCACAACGUCAUUCUGCGGCUUUGGUCCUGCUGCUGGAUCGCGUGUCUCCAGGGCGUCGCCUGCGCCGCCGCCCUCGGCGCCCGAGGCGCCCGGAGGCAGAGGUGCUCUUGGCGCGGCUGGCGCGUCCAGCGUCUCCAGCUCGGCGCCCGCGGUGCCGGCGGCCAGCGUGCUGCGACAGGCCCACUACCAGCCCUACGCGACGAUGCCAGCGCCCUGGGGCCAGCUCCCUCGUUACAACGGCUACGCUACAAGUCGCGCGUCCUCCGAUGGCAACGACAAGCUCCUCAAGCCGCCGCUUCUGGAGCGCAGCGUGGAGUUCAAGCGAGGUCUCUGCAAGUUGGACCCGCGGGGCGCGAGCCCCUGCAUGCUGCAAGUCUGCAGGGCGUCUCCGCCGCGCGCUUUGUGGCUCUUGGAGGGAUGGGGGGCGGUGGAGUGGGGUUGCGGGUGCGCUUAAACAAGGGAGUGAGGAGUGAGGACGUGUGAAUAUCAUCGCCAGGGCCCUGGCAUCUCUCAGAUUUGAUGUCAUGGCCACCUCUUCUUCUUUCAACUCGCCCCCUGACUCCUGCUCGUCUGCAUGCUUCAGGAAAUGGUGCGCCUCCCUCCCCCCUGCUUGACUUCCUUUUCCGGCGGCGCCCGAAGAGGGGCAGGCAAGUUCUGCGAGCACUUGCCAAC